Molecule: messenger RNA, 2657 nt
Organism: Cuscuta europaea
Lineage: Eukaryota; Viridiplantae; Streptophyta; Magnoliopsida; Solanales; Convolvulaceae
Source: the annotation of a GenBank genome assembly
AGGAGAUGCUCUAGAAUUACACGGAGACGGCAAGAAUGGACGUCCUCUUCAACUCGAUUGACGUCCGGGACCUUCUAUCCGUGCCGGACGUGGACGACGCGUCGGCACCACUUUCCGCGCCGGAUCUCCGCCUUCUCAUCGACCGUCUCCAAAUCCGCUCUGUUGCCAUCAAAUCUAAAGUGCGUCAGUACAUUCUCUCCCACCACUCCGAUUUCUCUGCACUGAUCACCCAAUGCUCAGACGUCGUCUCGAGUUCCGAACACCUUUCCGACCAAGUUACAGACUUGCUCCGUCUCAUAUCCGACCGGCCCAUCGAGGUUACUACCAAAGCUGUGAUCGACGAAAUUGUUGCCAAGAGAAGAGAGCUGAGCGAGAAGAGGGAUUUACUAGAGUUUCUAGGGCUAUUUUUGGAUCUCAGUGGGAAAUUAGAGCUAGUAAAAGAUGAAUUGAAGACCGGGAGUGUGGAAAAAGCCGCAUUGUCUUUGAAGGAAUUGAAGGCGGCGCUGCAAGUCAGCGACAAUGACGCGCAGAUGGAGAAUAAGCCACUACCUUUAGUAUAUGAUCUGCUAAAAAACCAAUGGACUGAGUGCUUCGAAGAGAGGAGUUGCAUUUGGAUGUGUAGAUACAAGAGCUUCUUUUGAAAUGUAUAGAAGAUGCUCUGCGAUUUGAGCAUGAAAGCAUUACAGUUCGUGCGAAGCAUCACAUAAGCAUCCAUGGGAUUGAGCUUCCAACAAUUUUAAAAGCCAUGGAAACUCUCUCCAUUAUGGAUUAUGGACUUGCAAAAGUAGCAGAUUCAAUGAUUAAGACUAUUGUUACUCCGUUGGUUGUCAAUUGGUCAACUCCUCACUAUGUCGAAGAGAUAACUCAUGAAUCAGGGAAUAGUGCAGAUUCAGUUUUGAGGAUUGUCCCUUCAACUGAUCACAAGUUUGACUGUUCAAGAGGUGAAGCCAUGUAUUCAGCUCUGAUUCAGAUUGUUAAGUUCAUCUACAAAUCCUUGUGCUUCCAAAAUGAUAUUUGGAUGCGCCGUUUUGGAAGGCUAACAUGGCCGAGGAUGUCAGAUUCAAUCAUUUCGAACUUUUUGUCGAAGGUUGUCCCUGAUGAUGCUUCCAAACUUGUAGACUUUCAAAAAAUUGUAGAAUACACAUAUGAGUUUGAAACAGCUCUGAAAGAUUUGUCUUUCAUCUCAUCAUCUGAUAGCAAGGAUGAAAGGUUGAGAAACUUUGCUGAUAAUGUUGAAGUCCAUUUUGCUUCAAGGAAGAAAGUUGAAAUUUUGACAAAGGCUAGAAAUUUGCUUAUACGAUGUGAUUUUCAUUUCCGUGAAGAUAAUGGGAAGGAAACUCAAGUAAAGGAUGACUGCAAUGGCAAUGCUACAUGUAAUUAUGUUGUUGAUUUGCUUUUUUCAUCUGAAAGAUGCAUGGUGUCUGAAGCAGCAUAUCAACUUAUGAAGUUAGUGCACCAGACCCUCAAGGACGUUUGCUUAUCAUCUCCAAGAGUGGGAGUUGAGUUUUACCAAGCUGCUCGAGAUUCACUGCUCCUUUAUGAAGCUGUUAUGCCAGUUAAGUUGGAAAAGCAGCUGGAUUCCAUCAAUCAUGCAGCUGUUCUUAUCCAUAAUGAUUGUCUGUAUUUGUCUCAGGAGAUUCUUGGGCUUGCAUUUGAGUACCGCUCAAACUUCCCUGGUUUGAUUAAAGAGGUUGCAGUUUUUGUGGAUUUGGCGCCAAGGUUUGAGAUGAUGGCAGAAGAAGUGUUGCAGAGACAAAUCCGACUUGUAGUUCUUAACCUAAAGCAGGAAAUUGAUGGUGCUGAUGGAUUUCAAAAUACCCACCUGAUUAAGCAAUAUGAAUCUGCUAAGCUGAGUAUUGACCAGGUUGUAUUCAUUCUUGAGAAAGUUCAUAUUGUUUGGAAGUCUUUACUGUUACCUUCCACAUACAAGAGAAGUAUGAGCAUGUUUCUUGAGGAGAUAUUUUCUAGAGUAGCAAAGGACAUACUUCUUUUAGAUGAUAUGGCAGCUGAAGAAACAUUACAGCUUCAGAGUUUGAUUCACUUGCUAUUUGAAAACCUUCAACCAUUUCUGGAAUUCCUUUUGGCCAUCAUUCAGAGAGAGAAAUUACAGGAAUACCCUGUGCAAACUAUUGAUGAUCUCAUACCAUCGCUCCGAAAGUUGCAGAAAAUUGCAGAUCUUUUGGACAUGCCAUUGAAGUCGAUCACUGAAUCCUGGGAAAGUGGUGAACUUGUCAUUUGUGGUUUUACAUCGCCUGAGGUUCAAGACUUCAUCAGAGCUAUAUUUACGCAGUCAACCCUGAGAAAAGAAUGUUUGCAUAGAAUAGAGAGCACAUCAUUUGGCUGAAAAUCUGCUGACUUUGAGGAUCCGAGUUUUCUUGCAAGUGUAAUUAGGUCAAAUUUUUGUAUUUGAUUUUCUCGCAAGUUCACAAACUAGUGCAACAAGCCAUCAUAUGUACUACAGUAAACCCUUCUCAUCUCACUAAUUUUUACAAUUAAUGUAAUAGUCGUAUUUGUAGCGCGAUUACUAUUUAACCCAGAAACAGGGAUCAACUUUUCUUGAACGAUAGUCUUUGUCAUUAAUCUCGUUGAAACUAGUACAUAGUAUGAUGCAAGAGUCAUCAAUUCUUUUUUAGCAAAAAGUUUCUGAGAUAUUUAUG